Molecule: messenger RNA, 2261 nt
Organism: Mirounga angustirostris (Northern elephant seal)
Lineage: Eukaryota; Metazoa; Chordata; Mammalia; Carnivora; Phocidae
Gene: RABL2B
Product: RAB, member of RAS oncogene family like 2B
Exons: 9
Coding region: 493-1164 (223 amino acids)
Biological process (GO): regulation of exocytosis
Molecular function (GO): GTP binding; GTPase activity
Source: RefSeq, a predicted model, not a curated record
GCAAGGGCAGUCCAGCCUGACAGGGAAGGUUGGUUCCCAGAUGUGUUGGGUGCCCAAAAGAUGUUGGUUGAAUGAAAGAGAGCUUGCGAAGUGGAUGGGGAGGACAGCGACAGCUGUCGAAGGUCUUCGAGCCUGGAGUUUAGGUCUGGGUCUGGCUUGGGAACAGGUCAGUCUGCUCCAGCGGGGAGAUGGAAGGGGCAGUCCCUCCCUGUGCUCACCAACCAUCUACCACUUGCCAACCACUGGUCAUGAGGCUGAGGGUACCCGCGUUAACAAGGCUCAGUCCGUACCUGAGCAGUGCUACAGUCAGGGAACUCGGUCCUGCUGGCAUUUUCCACCCCGACGCUGUGCACACCCCUGUCCUACCUCUUGCCACAGUGGACUCCGCCAACAUUGUGUCUCCUUUCCUCUGAACCCAGCACAAGGCCUGCUCAUGACAGUGACAAGACCCCACACACACACACCUACCCCGGGCUGAACGCCCAGAAGCCAAUGGCCAGCGACAAAGCCAAACCCUGUGAGCUCAACCAAGAGAAAUACGAUGCUGAUGACAACGUGAAGAUCAUCUGCCUAGGGGACAGCGCUGUGGGCAAGUCCAAACUUAUGGAGAGGUUUCUCAUGGACGGAUUUCGGCCACAGCAGCUGUCCACGUACGCCCUGACCCUGUACAAGCACACGGCCACGGUGGAUGGCAAGACUGUCCUUGUGGAUUUUUGGGACACAGCAGGCCAGGAGCGGUUCCAGAGCAUGCAUGCCUCCUACUACCACAAGGCCCACGCCUGCAUCAUGGUGUUUGAUGUGCAGAGGAAAGUAACCUACAAGAACCUGAGCACUUGGUAUACAGAGCUUCGGGAGUUCAGGCCAGAGAUCCCAUGCAUCGUGGUGGCCAAUAAAAUUGAUGCAGACAUAAAGAUGACCCAAAAGAGCUUCAAUUUUGCCAGGAAGUUCUCCCUUCCCCUGUACUUUGUCUCAGCUGCUGAUGGUACCAAUGUCGUGAAGCUCUUCAAUGAUGCGAUUCAAUUAGCUGUGUCUUACAAACACAACUCCCGGGACUUCAUGGACGAGGUUUUGCAGGAGCUUGAGAACUUUGAUUUGGAGCAGAAGGAGGAGGAAGUGCCAGACCGAGUGCAGCGUGGCAACAUCGAGAGCCCCUCCCCUUCCUGAGUCAGAGAAGGAAGCCUCUCUCCUCGUGGACUUUGGGGAGGGGGCGGUAUCUUUCAGAAUACCCUCCCCUCAGCAACCCUCCAGUUAUGAAUUGAAAAAUUCUUGCAGACCAUCUCCCUGUCUACCUCCUGCAAGCCCACCCAUUCCAUUGGCCUGCCCCACUUCCAUGGCCCACAACUCCUGACCCUUCCACAGUUGUCCUUUCCCCUGGACUCAGGUACCGGGAUGGGGUCUGCACCAGCAAGCACCCUUGACAGGUGUGAGAGAUCCACAGCAGACCCUGAAGCAGAAUUAGAGAUCGUAGCCUCAGCCUCCCCAGGUUGUGUGGAAGCAGGGAAGAGCUUCAGGAAACAUGCUUUGUGUGUCUCAAAUAAAAGGAAAUUGAGGUGUUUUCUCUCCCAGAACCGAACUCAGGGCCUAUUCAUUGUCUUUCCACCAAGGGAAUGAUUUCUAAUCCCUGAUGGCCCCUAUUCCCAACCCUACAGAUUUGGGGUGGGCCUCCAUUCUUUUUCAUCUUUAGUGUCCCAACCAACUUUUUUUCAGAAAUGGUUUUGAGCAGACAGCUGUUCCUAUCACAGGACAGGUUUACCAUUAAAGCCCAGGGAAACAGGUCACAAGUCCUGCCACCCUUAGCUGUACCGUGAGGCAUGCCCCUUUGGAUUCUAAGAAGAGCUUCCCUUUAAAGCCCCUGUUCCAGCCGAUGAUGCUUUCCUGCCUUUUUUUGAGGACUGUUGUGGGUACUGCCCUGUGGGGCAGGGAGAGGGGCCGCCCUGCUGCCUUUCCCACUUCCUUCCAGGACUUGUGGUUCACUAGUGUGUUUGAAUGAUCAUCUUGUGCAUCAUCAUUUCCGUUGUUUUCAUAUUUAUAGUAAAGUUUGAAUUAACAUAAACAUUUCAUGUAUGUGCAUGCUUGUAGGUCUGGAUUUCACUGAGCAAAAAGCCACAAAAUAACUUGCAAUCAUCAGCUAGAUGAAUGAGGGAAGCUGCCUUGAUCUGCCAUGUGAGGGCAGCCCGGUCAGCUCUGCUGUAAUGAAGACCAUUGCAGUGGAAUUUAGUGGUUUUUGUUUUUGUUUUUGUUUUUUUUAAGAUUUUGAGAGA